AUGCACACAACGCCAAGCGACCACUUGCCCCUCCACCAAGUCAAGGAUGGACCGAGUGGCGUGUUCACCAAGAGGCGCAGGCCGCACCAGCAUUUGCCGCCACGGGUCGCCUCGCUGCGCUGCCGCGUCGAAGCCACGAGCCUCUGCGAUCGCCCGUGUUUGGCCUGGUUGCCGCCGCGCUUGAUCUUUCACGUCCGAGUCCGCGACAUCGAGUCGAAUGCGACGUGGUUAACGCACUGUUCCCUCCGAGACAUCCAUGGCCUGUACCGACAUCUCGUCGACCGCGCCGUCGAUCCCGCCACGAUACAAGCCCUGCAAGUUCUGCGGUGUCCUGGCGUGCCGCUGCUGCAGCGUCGCGACGGCCUCGUGAUCAAGGCCAUGUGCGCCGACACAGAGCACUUUCUGCACAACUUGCUCGCAGUGUGCAGAGCGACGUGCACCGCGCCGGACGGAGCGUUCGUCGCGUUCUUUGUCGCGGCGUUCUUGCGGAAAAAGCCGCCCGGCCAUGACACCCUCCGUCCUUUGUAG
Messenger RNA from Aphanomyces invadans, 528 nucleotides. RefSeq lists its product as hypothetical. NCBI's taxonomy places the organism in Eukaryota, Oomycota, Saprolegniomycetes, Saprolegniales, Verrucalvaceae. The transcript has a single exon. The coding region runs from base 1 to 528 and encodes 175 amino acids. The record is from RefSeq and is a predicted model, not a curated record.